UAAUCGAUCUUGGGAAUAUUAGACUUGCAGCUGUUAUCCGCUGAAAGGAAAGAAGAAGAAGCAUACGUAACAUUUAUUUACAAACUCGGCCAUGAAAAUUCCACAAAUUCGCUCACUUGCUUGUCUGAUUCCAAAGCGCUCGGCGGCUACAAGCUCAGAUAACCAGGUACGAAUUGUGGAAGUUGGCCCACGGGAUGGUCUCCAGAACGAGCCCAAGCUGCUGCCGGCAGCCACCAAAAUCGAGCUGAUAAAUCAAUUGUCCGAAACCGGACUGCAAACUAUUGAAGCCACCAGUUUUGUGAGCGCUAAAUGGGUGCCCCAAAUGGGCGAUAAUGCGGAGGUGCUACGGGGAAUCCGCAAGGUCCCCGGGAUCAGCUAUCCAGUGCUUACGCCUAACCUGAAGGGAUUUGAAAGUGCUCUAAAAGCGGGAGCCCAGGAGGUGGCAGUGUUUGGAGCCGCUUCCAAUGCGUUUUCGCUGAAAAACGUUAAUUGUACAGCUGCUGAGGCCAUCGAGCGCUUUAAACCUGUGCUUAAGGCAGCCGAACAGAACGGAGUUCGUGUCCGGGGCUAUGUAUCCACCGUGGUUGGCUGCCCGUACGAGGGAGCCGUUGCGCCGAGUGCUGUGGUUAAGGUCGUGGAGGCACUGUAUCAAAUGGGCUGCUACGAGAUCUCCCUGGGCGACACCAUCGGCGUGGGUACACCUGGCACUAUGCGCCGGAUGCUGGACGCGGUGACCAAAACAGUUCCCGCUAAGAAUUUGGCCGUGCACUGCCAUGACACUUACGGCCAGGCUUUGAGCAACAUCCUAGUCUCUCUAGACUAUGGCAUUCGGGUGGUGGACUCAUCGGUUUCUGGCCUGGGCGGAUGUCCCUAUGCUAAGGGGGCGUCUGGUAACGCGGCCACAGAGGAUGUGGUCUACUUGCUGCACGGCUUGGGCCUUAAUACGGGAGUUAGUCUGGACAAACUCAUCCUAGUGGGUCGGUACAUCUGCACCGAACUGGGCCGGCAGUCCGAAUCAAAGGUUAAUCGCGCCUGGAAAGGUCCUCAACCGCGAAACCAGUGAUUCUCUUAUUUUGUUGAUACGUAAACGAAGGCAUUUACUAGGACUAGUUAAACAAUACAUUUAUUAUCGUUGCAAUAUUAAAACUAA
Messenger RNA from Drosophila rhopaloa, 1150 nucleotides. RefSeq names its product hydroxymethylglutaryl-CoA lyase, mitochondrial. Gene Ontology annotation, molecular function: hydroxymethylglutaryl-CoA lyase activity. Lineage: Eukaryota; Metazoa; Arthropoda; Insecta; Diptera; Drosophilidae. The transcript is spliced from 2 exons. The record is from RefSeq and is a predicted model, not a curated record. Gene Ontology annotation, biological process: L-leucine catabolic process; ketone body biosynthetic process. Bases 92 to 1063 code for a protein of 323 amino acids.